Mesorhabditis spiculigera is the source of this 1422-nucleotide messenger RNA. NCBI's taxonomy places the organism in Eukaryota, Metazoa, Nematoda, Chromadorea, Rhabditida, Rhabditidae. The record is from the annotation of a GenBank genome assembly.
AUGAACGGGCGUCAGCUAGCCGGCCUGGAGGAUGGGUGCGAGCAGUGGGAGGUGUUCGUCGUGCUCGCCAUCUCACCACUCUCCAUCCUUCUUCGCAACCUCCUAGAGCCCUACCUUUUCCUCGGGUCCAAUUUCUCACAAAAUGCAUUUCAAUACGGGUUAAAAUUCAUAAUCGAUUUUGCUGUGAUCGUGCUCCCAGUGCUCCUUACAAUGACAUAUUAUGCUGAAGAUGUCGUCUUUGCCUUGUAUCUUAUUUUGGAAUUUAUUGCUCUUAUCUUGCUCCUCAGGUUACUCAAAUUUUUCUGCACAACUAAAGAGCGACCAUCAAUUACGGCAAUUCUCAACACAACUCUGGAAAAGGAGCAUCACCCAACUACGUAUCUGACCUAUUUACGUGGUAUGGUGCUAAUUUUCACUGGUAUUGCCAUCCUUGCUGUCGAUUUUUCAGUAUUUCCAAGACGAUACGCCAAGACAGGCUUCUACGGCCACAGCUUGAUGGACGUCGGCGUGUCGGCAUUUGUCUAUAUUCUAGGCAUCUCAAAUCACUUGAAAACUCAACGGAAGGGCGGAGAUGACGCCAACAAAAAGAGAUCUCCUUUGGCGAUCCUGACCGGCUCAUCCGCUCUUCUACUGUACCUAGGUGUUGGGCGUACCGUGGUGCUAAAAGCAAUCGGCUACGGUACCUCGAUCACCGAAUACGGGGUGCACUGGAAUUUCUUCUUUACGUUAUUUCUCGUUCAUCUCUUUUCGAAAGUGUACAACCAACGUGCUCAUCUACUACUCGCUAUUGUAAUGGCCGGAAUUCAUCAGUUGUUGCUGAGUGGCGGGAAUGAGGAUUGGGCCCUUUCCGAUGACGAGCCACGCGAUAAUUUAAUAUCGGCAAAUCGCGAGGUGCUAUUGGGAGGCCAUAUCAUGAGGAUCGGAAACAAAGUCGCCGACAAUCUCAAGUGUCUCGUCCAACUUUUCUUCAUAGCUGGUGCUUGCUACAUUUUACAACUUUUUUGCGGUAGCUGUUUUUGCUGCUCCAUCGAGACGAGUCGCAAAUCUAGCAUAUUUAUUUUCUCAGGCAAGCUCUCCGUGCUCACCUACUCUCUAUGGAUCUGCCUCCUUGUCCAAACCAUCAUUAUACUGGGCUGGGCGACCGGAAUACCAUAUUUUGGGAAAGGCAACAACCCGUGGCAAGGAAUCCAACCGUGCAUGCUGGAAGACGUGAACCGAGCUGGCCUCUGGUUUUUCUUGCUGUGUAAUGUGUUGACAGGUACUGUAAAUAUGACGGUGGAUACUUACUCCACAACUGAUGCCGAGGCCACCGUACUCCUCGGUAUUUACAUGCUCAUCAGCUGCGUGGCAGCCCGAAUUUUUGUGAUGGUCCGUAAUCGAUGGCGAGCUGGAAAUCAGAAAAUUCCCUAUGUGAUCAAAAAA